This is a messenger RNA of Paramecium primaurelia, 2716 nucleotides long. NCBI's taxonomy places the organism in Eukaryota, Ciliophora, Oligohymenophorea, Peniculida, Parameciidae. The record is from the annotation of a GenBank genome assembly.
AUGGGAAGUGGGGCUACAAAAGAGAAACCUAAUAGUCUUAAUUAGAUUGAACAAAAUUAAUCAUCAUUAACUUGUAAUAUUUUUUUUUUAUUUUUUAAGAAAUUGGGUAAAAUGAUGGUUCUCCUCAAAUAUUUACUUUAAAAAAUAACCCUCAGUUAAGCAAAGGUAUUUUAAAUAUUUUACAAUUAGCCUUUAAUCUGCUGAAGAAAUAACAAUUUUAAGAAGCGAUUAUCAUUCUGGAUAUUUUAAUAGAGAAAAAUCCAAACUUAGCUGAUGCCUAGUACUUAAAAGGUUUUUCAUUUUUAUUUAAACUUAGGUUUGGCUUAUCUAGGCCUAAAUGACUUAUAAAAUGCCCUUUGUUAUUGUAAAGUUGCUACAGAUAUUGAUAAAAAACACACUAAUGCUCUAGCAGAGAUAGGUAACGUUAAUAAUAAUAAAAUAUUAGGAAACAUUUAUACUUUAGAGAGAAAGUAUGAGGAAGCUUUGGUUAUAUUUCAUUAAUUGAUUGAGUUGAAUGAAAAAUCAUUUGAAGGAAAUUUUGGGAUCGGAUUUAUAAAUUUGUUAUUAAAUAAUUUAGAAAUUGCUGAACCAUAUUUCAAAAAUGCUCUGAAGAUUAAAUCUAAAGACAAAGCAGCUCUUUUGAACUAUGGUAAAUAUUUAAUUUAAGAAUAGGUCAUCUACUAAUAAAACAGCAAAAGUAUGAUGAAAGUCUUUAAUAUUAUGAACAGGCAUUGAAAGAAGAUCCAAAAUAUUCUGAUGCAAUAAAUGCUAUUACUAAUGUCUAUUUACGUCAAAAGAAAUAUGAUUAACUUUUUGAAUUUUUAGAUAAUUUAGGAGACUAAAAAAUAUCAAAAGUCAAAUCAGUUAUCUUAAAUUGUAAAAGUAAAUUAGAAAUUUAUGAUUUUUAGGUUAAGCUUAUUAUGGUUUAAAAUAGUAUGAUAAUUCAAUGAAACUUUGUGAAGAAGUGUUAGAAUAUGAUCCAAAUAAUUAUGAUUCUCUUUAUGGAAUGGGUAUGUGUCUUUAUCAUUAAAAUCAAUUACACAAAGCUAUGACUUAUUUCAAUUAGAUUAUUCAUAACAAUCCUUUAGAUUUAAAAACAUUAAAGAUAAUAACAAAGAUUAGUUCAACUUUAUAACUUUAUUAUUAAUUGAGUGAUUGUUGUGAUAAGAUUAUUCAAUUAGGUUUUGGAGAUUAAUCAAUUUAUUACUAUAGAGGAUUGGCUUUUAUGAAUUAAAAACAAUAUUAAAAUGCAAUUGAUGACUUUGAUAAAAGUUUAAGUUAUGAUUAAAAUAAUAUAAUAGCUCUUAAAAACAAAGGUAUUAUAAAUUAAUUAAGUAAUAGCCAUUUGUUUAACUCAAAUUAAAGACUUUGAUUAAGCUGUAUUAUGUUAUGAUAUAAUUUUAAAAUAAUCAAAAGAUGUUUAAUAAAAAUAAGAUUUAUAUUAUGAAAAAGGUAUCAAAUAUAAUUUAAACAAUAGGCUAUUGUCACUUAUUAGGAUAACAAUUCUUUUCUGCCAAAACUAAUUUUGAUUCUGCUUUAUAAUUAAAGCCAAAAAAUGAUAAUUUAAUUUUAAAAAUUGCUAAUGCAUAUAGAGAUAAUAAUAAUAUAUAACCUGCUACAAAUAUGUAUGAUCGACUGAUUAAAAUGAAACCAGAUAAUCCAUUAUAUUAUGCAGAAAAAGCAUAAUUAUUAGAUUAGUUAGGUAAUUAAAAGGAAGCAAAAUUAUUAUAUGACAAAGCAAUAUCAUUAUAAAAUGAUAAUCCUAAAUUUUAUAUAUAAAGAGGUAUAUGAUAAUUCUUAUUUAAUAGCAAAAAUCUAAAUAUAGAUUUAAGAAUUUGAUGAAGCCAUUGAAGAUUUAUAAUAGGCUAUAAAAUUAAAUGACUAAGAUUCUGAAAUAUUUUUUGAACUUGGAUAAUUGUUUUAUGGAAAAUAGAAUUUCGAAUAAUGUAUAGUUUAACUUUAAAAGGCAAUUGAUAUAAAUGAUAAUGUUGAGAAAUAUCAUUUGAAAUAUGCAUAAGCAUUAUAAAUGUAAGAUUUCGAUUAAGAAGCAAUUGAAUAUCUUCAAAGUAUUAUUGUUAAACAUGCUGAUUUUGAUAAUUGUAAGAAUCUUUUGGAAAAUUCAAAUGUAAAUUCUUUUUCUUCAAGAGAAUACACUAAUGUUUUUGCUUACUUUAUGAUUUCAAUGUUUUCUGAAGGAAUGGUUGAUGAAAAUCGUUCAAUUGAUGUAGUAAGAGAAGAAUCUUUGAGAUUUAUAUAAGAAAAAUUGAAGAGUGAAUUUCCUAAAAUACCAAAUAUUUUUGAAAUAAUAACAAAUUUGAUGACAUAAAAAUAUGAUUACAAUUUAAUUAAAAACAAGAAGGAAAUCAAAAGAAUAUUAGCAAUAUUAUAUAAAAAUAAAUUUGAAUAAUAAUAAUAAUGUAUUAUGGAUUUUAUUGAAUCAGGGAGAAGAAUCACUAAAUUAAAAGAGAAUGAUUUAAAAAAUGAUGAUUAAAACAUAAAUAAUUAAUUAUAAGAGAUAUUCUUGUAAUAAUGUUCAGAGUUUCAAUUAGGAUAGUUUUAAAGCAAAGCAUCAGCAUUAGCAAUUUCAGAUUCAGUGGCAUUAAUAACUGGCAUAUUAUUAAGUUACAAUAAAUUAGUUUAAACAAAACAACCAUUUAAAAAUUAGAUUUAUGAUUUAAUAAAGAAUGGAAGUUUGAGUAAACUGAAAUAAAAAUGA